UCUCACCGACGUGCGUCACGAGCGUUCCCGCUAUAAAUAUGGCGCCGGCGGUUGGUCGUCGUUUCCGCUUUUGUUUAUGAGCGAGCGGUUGCGCUUCAUACGAGCUGUGUUUGUUUUUAAGUUAACGGCAGUGUUUAGCGUUAACGAAGGCCAGACGAUGGCGGACAAGAUGGAUAUGUCCUUAGACGAUAUCAUCAAGCAAAACAGGCAGCGCGGGGGAGGCGGGAGAGGAGGCGGAGGCCGCGGAGGCACAGGCGGCGGCCGCGGUGCUGGCGCCGGCGGGCGGCUCGGAAAUACAGGCGGAGGCUUUGCAGGCCGCGGCGGGGGAUCGGGCCCCAUGAGGAGCCGCCAGAACCUGAGCCGCGGAAGAAGCAGACCUACGCCGUACAGCAGGCCCAAGCAGCUCCCAGACAAGUGGCAGCAUGACCUGUUUGACAACGGCUACAGUGCGAAUGCUGGAGGUGGUGGUGGAGGCGGCGGCGUCGGUGGAGCGGGCGUGGAAACCGGAGGAAAGCUCCUCGUGUCCAACCUCGACUUCGGCGUGUCCGAUGCAGACAUUCAGGUAGGUGUUACAUUAACUUGUGCAGUGAAGAGUCUUUAAAGGGUUACUCCACCC
Molecule: messenger RNA, 616 nt
Organism: Sinocyclocheilus grahami
Lineage: Eukaryota; Metazoa; Chordata; Actinopteri; Cypriniformes; Cyprinidae
Product: THO complex subunit 4-like
Exons: 2
Coding region: 77-601 (174 amino acids)
Biological process (GO): mRNA export from nucleus
Cellular component (GO): nucleus
Molecular function (GO): mRNA binding
Source: RefSeq, a predicted model, not a curated record